This is a messenger RNA of Alternaria postmessia, 1254 nucleotides long. RefSeq lists its product as uncharacterized. Lineage: Eukaryota; Fungi; Ascomycota; Dothideomycetes; Pleosporales; Pleosporaceae. The transcript is spliced from 2 exons. Bases 1 to 1254 code for a protein of 417 amino acids. The record is from RefSeq and is a predicted model, not a curated record.
AUGGCCCUGUUCCAACUGCCCCCUCAAAUAAUAACACUGCAAAUCCCACUCUUGUACCUAGUCAACGUUCUCACCCUUGCCGUUGGAUCCAGGCGUCAAUUGCUCCGUGUGAGCAUUAGUCUAUCACUUAUUGUUUUACUCGUCACGCAGUCUCUGUAUCGAGAAUGGCAUGCAGGCUGGGGAAAUCACUAUGCUAUCAACUGCGGAGUAUGGAGUUGCGUCUUCACUUAUGUUGAUUGGGUUUUACUGGGUAGUCCCGAAAAAGAAGGGUGGUACAAAAUACAGUACGGCAAGGAUGGGAAGAAUGGAGAUGAAAACAAACACAAGGACAAUGAUAAGGUGUCAAAGAAGGGUUACGAAGAUAAGCCAGGUGGUGCAGGAAGGACAUUCCUGAGCAGAAUGUGGUGGGCGCUUCGUCUCACCACAACGCCUCGCUACACAGGUUGGAGUAACCAAGUCAAGAACGUGUACAUGGAAGUACCAGCCGACUACCCCCGUCUCACCUUUGUCGCUCGCAAAACCCUGCGAGCCCUCAUCUUCUACCUCAUGAAAGACGUGAUAGUCUCCUACUCCGCCGGCUCUCCUUAUGGGUCCUGGGUCGACAUCCGCACUAUUAAGCCUUUCCAACCCUUCCCACCGUCCUCACCGUUUCUCUCCCGUUUCUGGUAUACUUGGAUUCAUAUACUCCUCACAAUGACAUCAAUGGAAAUGGCAAACUCGGCUGUCGGUGCUGUGAGUGUAGCUACGCAUUUCGCCAACCCACGGGACUGCCCUUCUCUCUUCGGCAAACUUGAAGACUUGUAUAGUGUGCGUAGUGCAUGGUCGAGGGUAUGGCAUCAGCAGUGUCGGCGCAUCUGCUCCAGUCCUGGUACCUGGCUUACCAGGGAUGUGUUGGGUUUGCGCAAGGGCUCUUUCGCGUCCAAAUAUGUCCAGCUUUUUGUGGCGUUUGGCGUAUCUGGGUGGGUUCAUGGAGCGGCGAGUAUGUUGGUGAAUCGUAAGUUUGACGAUGAUGGCGCGCUCAAGUGCUUUCUCGGACAGGCAGCGAUCAUCAUGCUGGAAGAUCACAUCAUUGACUUUGGAAAGCGGAUGGGGUUCAGGGACAGUAUCUUCUGGCGUGUGCUGGGGUUUUUGUGGAUGAUGAGCGCGAUAGGGUGGGGUAUUGAGGAGUGGUUUGUUAAGACUAUUGCGAGGGGUAUUUGGGUGCAUGACAGAGAGAGAGACUUCCUUGGUAUAGGGCCUGGGGUGGUUGCGUAG